Molecule: messenger RNA, 3287 nt
Organism: Octopus bimaculoides (California two-spot octopus)
Lineage: Eukaryota; Metazoa; Mollusca; Cephalopoda; Octopoda; Octopodidae
Biological process (GO): cell-cell adhesion
Cellular component (GO): cell-cell junction; membrane
Source: RefSeq, a predicted model, not a curated record
UGUGUAUGCAGGCACACUUCGACAGCCGUACGAGUAGACGGGAGAUGCAACAUUACAUGUACUCCAGGUGUGAUGCGAAUUCAGGUGAGGGAUAUAAGUCCUUCAGGUAUAGCCAGUGACAUUAAUGUAUUACAAGUAAACAUUUUAAGAGAUUUAUCGUGGAAACGGAUCAAACAAUGAACCGAAAACGGACUACUUUACAUGAGAACUGGAUACCGAUUUUAAAGGAAGUGUAAAUGGUGAAACUUCAUAUAUCUUUUGGUAAAAAUAUGGAUGGAGAAUUAAUAGGAAUAUCACUGGCAAGCUUAUUUUUUACAUCAAUGCGGACUCAAGCACUAUUAGCUUGACUACUUGUCUAUCAUUAUCAAUAAGGAUAACAAUGAAAACAUGGCCUUUGUCAUCGUUAUAGACGCUAAGAAUUUUUUAUAUAUUCCAAAAUGGAUAUUAAAUACAAUAUGAAUUACAAUAUACUCUAAAAAAAUAUGUAUUUGAAAUAAAACCGAAAACAAUGUAAGUUUCUAACACUUGAAAAAGAUGAUAAUAUAUUAGUGUUAUUGCUCAGCAAGUUCUACCACGUCACAAAACCAAUGAUGGUCAAUAAAUAAUAAAGAGGUAAAGAAAGAAAGAAAAAUUCGACCCUGCACUGUAACAGUGUACUAAUUACAUCUUUUCAAAAAUGUAUAAUUUUCGCCCACCUUAGCUAGAGAUGGGACUUGUUGAAAUAUUGGUCAAGUAAAUAUAUGUACAAAGGAUAUUAUGACUUCAUUUGCCUUGGCGAGGAUCUGUGUUUCAUAAAUGGAUUUUAAGGGAAACUGCGAUCAAACUCCCGAGACAGCCUCUACAGCGAGAUGUUCAUUUAUGAAAAGAUAUACGUAAAAGUGCAUCAUCUGUUUCUGUAAAUGUUCUCGUACAAAAUACUUUACAUUUAUAUACUCACCUUUAUUGCCAUAUACUGAUAUACACAGUUUACAAAUGUGAUUGAGUUUUAAUUUCUUCGUUUUAGUUUCGUAAACAAUUAAUAAAACAUAAAUAAAGCUUAAAAACAGAUGGUCAUAUAUAUACAUAUACAUUGACAGUUACAUAAACACACUCGUGUUCACAAUUACAUAUAUACACAGACACAUACAUACAGAUAUAUACAUACAUCAGUACAAACACACACUCGUGCAAAUAACCACCUACAUAUUAAGAAACAUAAACGCACAUACACACACGCAUGCACUUAGACAUACACAUGCACACAUUCACACACACAAUCGUUACUAUUAUCAUUUGGAUCCUGCAAGGAAAGACGCGAUAAACUUGCAAAUUAUAUAUAUGUAUGUAUAUGUAAUCAAAGCAAGGAACAGAAAAUUAUUAAAGUAAAACAUAAAAAGAUGAAGAAAUGUUAAUCGAUCGAAAGACAAAUAUGAGGAUAAUAAUGGUAAUAAUGCUCAACCUGGAAUAAAUUCCCGCCCCGUCCCUUCUGUGCUACUUCCCGCUCUUCGAUGGACGUAUAAGUGGAAAAGGGAGAUCACUGCGUUACACUGUCUUCGCCUAACCACAUAAGAACUUCUUCUGUUGAGAACUAACAUCAGUGCCCUGAAAAUUACACCCUGUAACUGUCAAAACUUUAAAACCCUGAAAAACUUCCAUUAGUUUGGUUUGAUGAAAGCGAUCUCGAAGCCCAGCUAACUUACUUAAGAUUUUUUUUACUUAAAAUGGACAGCAGUGGUCGGGGAAAUGAUAACGGUCGGGGCCACCCUCGACAUUACUUAACCCCUGAGGGUAAGAAAAUGGAUAAGUCUCCUAGUCUUCAUGGCAUGCACGCUCAAAGUUCCACGGAGACUAGUGGUUUAGGAGAAACCAUCACAUCAGGAUUUUCAUCUCAAGACAGUGUAUUAAGCGGCAAAGAUCUCGACACCAACUUUUCCACAACCGAUGUAUCGGUGCUAAAGAAUUUGAAGUCACUAACAUCCACAGACACAACACCAUCGAAUAUCGGUGGGGUAGCGCGGAUUGGACGCAAGCCUAAUAUACGUCAAAGCACGACACGCAAUAAAAAUUACGCCCAGAUCCCAGUGACAAAUGAAAUUGAAGAAGACAUGUAUAUAAAUCAAACCAACUUCGAUGCUUUGUUUAUGCAAAGCGCAGCCGAGGCGGCAAGGAUUGACGAUAACAGUUCUCGUAUGACUUCAACAGUUCCCGCAAAUUCUCAAAGGGAUCACAUAGAAGAAUGGGAGCGAGGAGGUUCGAUGAGAAGUUCAAUUCGCAGUCAUUCUUCAAUUGGUUCAUUUCGUUCGAGAAACGGCUCAAGAAAAAGUCCCCGAAGAUUCCUCGGGGCAGGGACCAACUCAACAUGGAUGAAAUGGUCUGAGGAGCGCAGAGCUUCAUAUAGACGUCGAAUAGAGCUGUUAGAUAAACCGAAAGUCGACACAGAAAGAGUUACUACACCCAUUAAGAAAGCUCGACAGGAGUGCCUUAAGUUUGUACAUCCAGACUUGGAGAAAAAUUAUCUUUCAGAGGACGACAUUAACGACUUAAAGAGACACAAGCAACAGCAAUAUUAUACCUAUAGUGUAAUAGAAAAGUCAAAAAAGGGACGAUAUCCCGUGCGAACAGAGGUACAUUUAACUGUUGCCGAAUGGAAUAUAGUCAACGGUUUCUGGCAGCACAACCUUUUUCAACGGACCCGUUAUGUAGGCGUGGCCAUCAGCUUUUUUACUCUGAUUCUUCAAAUUUUAUGUAUCACAAGUAACCAAUGGAUAUCUUACACACGACAAACCAUUUAUGGUACAUUAGACAUACAUGAAGGUCUCUACACAUUCUGCCUAACAAACCGAUCCAAGUCAACAGGAGAAGAAUGUAAACUUAUAUUGGGAGGACAUCCAGUUGGCAUAUGGGACUCCUGUUAUAAUAAUGUCUCAGCAACUGCAACUAUAGCAGCAGGAUCAAAUACAGAACCAGCCACUUGCGAAGAUAAGAAACCUUAUUGGCAGAACGCUGUCCUUGGCUUGAUGAUGUUUGCAGCAUCUUUUGGUGCUUUAGCUGCAGUUUUAUCUAUAUGUGGUGUGCUGACCACCCCAUUGCCGAAGAAAAUAUAUUAUUACCACUCUGCUGGUGAGAUAUUUCUUAUAUGUGCUCUCAGCACGACAGUAGCACUGAUAAUAUUUCCUGUUGCCAUAGAACAUGACUUAAAGCUGUUAUCCCAUCACUACGGAACGGGCUAUGGUCUCGGAUGGGGGGGAACUAUAUUCUUUUUUGCCGCAGCCCUUUGUAUGAGUCUUGAUGAUAUUGUCCGAGAGUCU